This is a messenger RNA of Eriocheir sinensis (Chinese mitten crab), 640 nucleotides long. RefSeq lists its product as uncharacterized. The coding region runs from base 97 to 633 and encodes 178 amino acids. NCBI's taxonomy places the organism in Eukaryota, Metazoa, Arthropoda, Malacostraca, Decapoda, Varunidae. The transcript is spliced from 2 exons. The record is from RefSeq and is a predicted model, not a curated record.
CUUCGCACUUACUUCAUGAAAUAGUACCGCAAAGUGCAGGCAACCCCAAGUGGAUCAGCUGGUCACUAUACUUCAAAGUGGGAGUUAUUUGAUAGUAUGUCUUUUUUGAAGGACACAUUAAAUAACUAUACCACAAAGGCCAGUGAUUCCUUCAAUGCAGAGGCAAACGUGUCACUGGACAGCUGCUCCAUCCUCAUUCAUGAAGAUGGGAUACAGGAGCCAUGCAUAAUAUCUCCCAGCAGCUGUUCAAGUGAUUCAUUUUUAUACUCUUCUACCCCAUCGCCAUCCUGUACUAUCUCAUUACCUCCAUCAUUACCUGAAGGUAGUGCAACCCAGCCACAGGCACCUUCAGUGGCAGGCAGUGCAUUGCUGUCAACAACGGGAAUGCCACCUGUGUCCUCCUGUGGUACUACAACAGUGACUAAGAAGAGGAAGAGGAAUGACAUGAGUGACAUAGAGGAUGACUGCAGAGAAGCCCUACGAAACCUCAAACAGACUCCUCAAGAAAAUGACGAUUUCAGCGCAAGUUUUGGCAGGGCGGUCGGUCACUGGAUGCGCGACUUACCUGCUGGUGAAAGGACAUCAGCAGCCUUCAAGAUAAUGGAGGUCAUGAAGAGUCACGAUUUUUGUUAAUAGGUAA